Molecule: messenger RNA, 2772 nt
Organism: Myotis myotis
Lineage: Eukaryota; Metazoa; Chordata; Mammalia; Chiroptera; Vespertilionidae
Gene: CSTF3
Product: cleavage stimulation factor subunit 3
Exons: 21
Coding region: 176-2329 (717 amino acids)
Biological process (GO): mRNA 3'-end processing
Cellular component (GO): nucleus
Molecular function (GO): protein binding; mRNA binding
Source: RefSeq, a predicted model, not a curated record
GGCUGGGGCGCAGCCAUUUUAAUUCAUAGCUGAGUGGGCGGUGGCGUUUCGUGUUGGCCGUCUGGCCCUGCUGGGCAGGGGGUGACUUUAUUGGUUUGGGGGUGGUUUUUAGUUUAAUUUUUCUUCCCUAGCUUCACAUCUCGGGCCAACUUGCGCGUUCUAAUUAUCUGAGAUCAUGUCAGGAGACGCCGCCGCGGAGCAGGCAGCUGAAUAUGUCCCAGAGAAGGUGAAGAAAGCUGAAAAGAAAUUAGAAGAGAAUCCAUAUGACCUUGACGCUUGGAGCAUUCUCAUUCGAGAGGCACAGAAUCAACCUAUAGACAAAGCACGGAAGACUUAUGAACGCCUUGUUGCCCAGUUCCCCAGUUCUGGCAGAUUCUGGAAACUGUACAUUGAAGCAGAGAUUAAAGCUAAAAAUUAUGACAAGGUUGAAAAGUUAUUUCAGAGAUGCCUUAUGAAGGUUUUGCACAUUGAUUUAUGGAAGUGUUAUCUUUCAUAUGUCCGAGAAACCAAGGGCAAACUACCAAGUUACAAAGAAAAAAUGGCUCAAGCAUAUGAUUUUGCAUUGGAUAAAAUUGGGAUGGAAAUUAUGUCUUAUCAGAUUUGGGUGGAUUACAUCAAUUUCUUAAAAGGCGUGGAAGCUGUUGGAUCUUAUGCAGAAAAUCAGCGAAUAACAGCUGUCCGAAGGGUUUAUCAACGAGGUUGUGUUAAUCCAAUGAUCAACAUUGAACAGCUCUGGAGGGACUAUAACAAGUAUGAAGAGGGUAUCAAUAUUCAUUUAGCUAAAAAAAUGAUUGAAGAUCGGAGUAGAGAUUACAUGAAUGCUAGGCGUGUAGCAAAGGAAUACGAGACAGUAAUGAAAGGUUUGGACCGCAAUGCUCCCUCAGUGCCUCCUCAGAAUACUCCUCAAGAAGCUCAGCAGGUAGAUAUGUGGAAGAAAUACAUACAGUGGGAAAAGAGCAACCCUCUUCGUACAGAAGAUCAGACCCUUAUAACAAAAAGAGUUAUGUUUGCCUAUGAACAGUGUCUGCUUGUGCUGGGCCAUCACCCUGAUAUUUGGUAUGAAGCCGCCCAGUAUCUUGAGCAGUCAAGUAAACUGCUAGCAGAGAAGGGGGAUAUGAAUAAUGCCAAACUAUUUAGUGAUGAAGCUGCUAAUAUAUAUGAAAGAGCCAUAAGCACUUUAUUAAAGAAGAAUAUGCUUCUGUAUUUUGCAUAUGCAGAUUAUGAAGAGAGUCGCAUGAAGUACGAGAAAGUUCACAGUAUAUAUAAUAGACUUUUGGCAAUUGAGGACAUUGAUCCCACAUUGGUAUAUAUCCAGUAUAUGAAAUUUGCAAGAAGAGCAGAAGGUAUCAAAUCUGGAAGGAUGAUAUUUAAAAAAGCAAGAGAAGAUACCAGAACCCGCCAUCAUGUCUACGUUACUGCAGCACUCAUGGAGUAUUACUGUAGUAAAGACAAAUCUGUUGCCUUUAAGAUUUUUGAGCUGGGGCUAAAGAAGUAUGGAGACAUUCCAGAAUAUGUUCUGGCCUAUAUUGACUAUCUUUCUCACCUCAAUGAGGACAAUAAUACCCGAGUUUUGUUUGAACGCGUUUUAACGUCUGGAAGCCUUCCUCCGGAAAAGUCAGGAGAAAUCUGGGCCCGAUUUCUAGCUUUUGAAAGUAAUAUUGGUGAUCUAGCUAGUAUACUCAAAGUGGAGAAAAGACGGUUUACAGCAUUCAAGGAAGAGUAUGAAGGCAAAGAAACAGCUUUACUGGUAGAUAGAUACAAGUUCAUGGAUUUAUAUCCUUGCUCUGCAAGUGAACUAAAAGCACUUGGUUAUAAGGAUGUCUCCCGUGCUAAGCUAGCAGCUAUAAUUCCAGACCCAGUUGUAGCUCCUUCUAUAGUGCCUGUUCUGAAAGAUGAAGUGGAUAGAAAACCAGAAUACCCUAAACCAGAUACUCAGCAGAUGAUUCCAUUUCAGCCACGACAUUUAGCACCUCCAGGUUUACACCCUGUGCCCGGUGGAGUAUUCCCAGUACCACCUGCAGCUGUUGUUUUAAUGAAACUUCUCCCUCCUCCGAUCUGUUUCCAGGGUCCUUUUGUACAAGUGGAUGAACUGAUGGAAAUUUUCCGAAGAUGCAAGAUACCCAAUACUGUUGAGGAAGCUGUGAGGCUCAUUACUGGCGGAGCCCCAGAGCUCGCUGUGGAAGGCAAUGGCCCGGUGGAAAGUAAUGCAGUACUCACCAAGGCCGUCAAAAGGCCCAACGAGGAUUCAGAUGACGACGAGGAAAAGGGAGCUGUCGUCCCUCCUGUUCAUGACAUUUAUAGAGCACGGCAGCAGAAGCGAAUUCGGUGAAACGGGCUCAAAACCUGCCUCUAGAAGAAAACUUUUAUCCGGGAUUCCCUUUUUGCCUCCUACGUCAUAUGUUUAAGAGACAAUGCUUUGUUACAAGGUUCUUGGAAACAAAGUUGUAUUGUCAUUGGUGCCUCUAUCAUAUGGUUCUUGAGAAAGAAAACCAACCAACCUGUGUGAAUUUUACAAUAUGGAACUGAGAACAGUGCAAAAUGGCAGAACCACAUUUUGUUCCCUCUUCAAGGGUGUCUUGUAUGUGCCACUUGAAGAUUUUGUGAGUUUUCAAUAGUUUUAUUUUAAAACUGGAUGGCUUAUGAUUGUAAAGCUUUUAUCACAUUUUUCUGAAAACAGUUGUUCUCAGUUUGCUUAUGUAGAGUCCUGCCUUAUUGUUUGUUUUAUUUAUGGCAGAAUGUAUGGAAUCUGUUUUGUAGUUUAAAAUUUUAAAA